UGAGACGCUCCAAACUUUGGGAGCGCUGCGCAAAAAACUCUCCAAAGAGUUUUCAGCUCGUGCUUCAGGGCUGCACCGAGUUACAGCAGGCAGAGAAAAAGUUUCAAGAGAGAGAAAAAGGAAAAGAGGGGGAGGAAGCUAAGCCGUGGAGAAA
This is a messenger RNA of Xyrichtys novacula (pearly razorfish), 154 nucleotides long. The record is from the annotation of a GenBank genome assembly. NCBI's taxonomy places the organism in Eukaryota, Metazoa, Chordata, Actinopteri, Labriformes, Labridae.